CGGAUUGACUCGGAUUGACAGAUGCAAUUUGUAUUUGAGGUUAGUUAGUUUUUGUAGUUAAAAUUUGUAUUUAGCUUAGUAAUUAUUAUUUAUUGCUUCUCAUUUAUUUUAAACAUUAUCUGCUAAAAUGAGCAUUUAAAUUUAUCAAUUAUCUAAAUGUGAUAAAAGUUGAUGUUAUCGCAAUACAAAUGGCGAUGGAACGAGAAAGACGAACAAAUGCUGGUAACAGACUUGCAAAAGUAUUGGAUGAGUAUGAAGAAGACGAUUUCUACAAAACUACUUAUGGAGGCUUUGAAGAAAUAGAAAACGAUGUUGACUAUCAGUCUGAAGAGGAAGGUGAGGAUGAGGUUGAUUCUGAUUUUAGUAUAGAGGAAAAUGAUGAACCGAAAUCUGAUGUUGAAGAAGAUGAAGGUAAAUCAAAGCGAGGAAAAUUGGUCACUAAAGCUUAUAAGGAACCAAAACCUGCUAAAAAAGUUGAAAGAAAGCCAAAAAUAGUUGAAGAGAAGAAUGAAAAAAAGAAAGAACGUGGCCAAUCAGAAAUCAUCGCACCGGGUGACCACUCAGAGAGGAAAUCUACUCGACAAUCCACAUUGGUGAAAUCAGCAGAGACAGCCAGACGAGUCAAAGAGAGAACUGAGCGUGGCAGAAAAAAGACGAGAAAACUGAAAGAAGAAGAACAUCUAACUCAAGAACAAUUACUGGAAGAGGCUAAAAUCACUGAAAUAGAGAACUUGAAAUCCUUGGAAAAAUAUCAGAAAAUGGAGUUAGAGAGGAAGAAAAAUAAAUGUAUGAAGAAAAAUACUGUAGGAGAAUCAUACAUCCGUUAUCAUUCAGUUGCUAUGCCUUUGGUGGAGGAGAUAUCUAGCAGCAAUAACGAAAACGAUGUAAUAAAAUCUGAAAAUGAUGAUGGAGAUGAAAAAUCUUCCAAAGACACCGGUGCCAAGUGCGAGAGAACUUUCAUCACUUUCAGUAAACCGGAAAUAUUUGAAAAAUACUUUCCAAAGAGAGAUCCACCAAAGCCCCAUGUUCCAAACUAUUGCACUAUCACACGGCAACCAGCCAAGUAUUUGGACCCAGUGACACAAUUGCCGUACGCAAACAUGCAUGCGUUUCGUGUUCUGAGAGAGGCCUACUACCAGCAGCUGGAGCUCAAAGGAGACAAAAGCAAACCUGAGAUAGCCGCCUGGCUCGAAUGGAGGCAGAGCAACAAACAGCCAGCACUCAAUCGAAUCAAAAUCGAUCCGUCCACUUUACAUUUAAAAACGGCACCAUCCACUUCAGCUUCUUGAAACAUGUCCAACUGUAUACCAAGGACUCAACAGUGCAAUUUAAUGGCUAUACCGUCAGGUUGAUUUAUGUCUCUUGUAAUGAUAAACCUAGCAUCUUGAAGACAUGCUAUUUAAAAGUGGAGAAAGAUUCAUAUGAAACUAAUAAAUACAAUUUUCAUGAAAUGAAAUUAUUUUGAAAUACUAAAUAUUAACGAAAAUAAAAACUGAAAAUCAAAA
Nilaparvata lugens (brown planthopper) is the source of this 1505-nucleotide messenger RNA. It is a transcript of the gene YL-1, whose product is annotated as vacuolar protein sorting-associated protein 72 homolog. Gene Ontology annotation, molecular function: ATP-dependent H2AZ histone chaperone activity. The record is from RefSeq and is a predicted model, not a curated record. Bases 189 to 1289 code for a protein of 366 amino acids. Gene Ontology annotation, cellular component: nucleus. Lineage: Eukaryota; Metazoa; Arthropoda; Insecta; Hemiptera; Delphacidae. The transcript is spliced from 8 exons. Gene Ontology annotation, biological process: regulation of DNA-templated transcription; chromatin remodeling.